Molecule: messenger RNA, 851 nt
Organism: Lolium perenne
Lineage: Eukaryota; Viridiplantae; Streptophyta; Magnoliopsida; Poales; Poaceae
Source: RefSeq, a predicted model, not a curated record
AUGCUGCUGUACAAAGCACCCUCUGGCAUCGCAAUUUUCUCAUUUGAUGGGACCUACCUGGACAUUGCAGUGAAGGACUUUUGGGCAGACAUCCCACAGCUUUGUCUGGUAGAAUUCAUAAAGUGUCAGAAGGUGUCCUCCCCCUUUGGCCUGGCUAUUGACGAUAACCUGGCUGAGAGGCUCACCAGGCUGUGUGGCUCUGAGAAGAAAUUAGUUGUGGGAAGUGCUCAGCAUAAAGAAAUAAUUGAAGAGAAACUGGGAAUAACCUGUCUGUGUGUUGAUAUUCCUGAUUGUGAGGUGAUACAAUGCAGUCCGAAGAAUCACGUGGGUACUUUGUUGCCUGAAGAAAAGUCAAAGACGGGUAAGGGAGACUUCGAUGUCGAAGAGUUAAUAAAAUUCUUACGUCAACAUGACUUUGAUGUCAAGCCUGAGAUGGUUAGCGAAUCUAUUGCCAAGUUAGCUCGUCUCCUUCUUGAUGUCAAAUUAUGUGAAAUGGAGCAUUUGAAGUUCCUACGAAUUCUUUUAAAGGAUUUUGUUGUUAAAUCUGGUAUUGACACUAAGAAUUGGAAGUUAUUCCAAUUUGCAACAGUUCUGAAAAUGAUCUGUUACCCUAGAUCAUCAUAUGAAAUCUACCCCCCUCGUAAGGUGAAUCAUAAUAUUUUAGACGUGUUUUGAGUAUGUGAAUGCUGGAACAUGUCACUUUAGCAAUGGACUGAGUUAUGUUUCUUUCAGAUUUUUUCACGUGAUGAGUUUCGGAAGAUAGAGGCUAAUGCAUAUCGAUAUAAAACAAUAUUUUCUCAGAUUGGUGCAUUAUCUGUCUAUGAAGAUGUCGUUUCUCUCUAUUCAGAAAG